Molecule: messenger RNA, 1509 nt
Organism: Adineta ricciae
Lineage: Eukaryota; Metazoa; Rotifera; Eurotatoria; Adinetida; Adinetidae
Source: the annotation of a GenBank genome assembly
AUGCAGGCGACCUCCUUAGAAACCGAAUCGAAUUCCGAUCAACGUCGGAUGAUUAUCCGCGAAUUCGGUUUCAAUACAUCGACUCAUGGAAUCCCAGGUAUCGCACGUAGCCAAAGUCUACAUAAUCGAAUCUUUUGGUCAAUUUCAUUCGUUGGAUUCUUCGGAAUCAUGAGUUUUUUUGUAACUCAAGCGAUUCUUGCUUACUAUAGUUAUCCAACACAGACACUAGUGCGUUUCGCCAAUCAAUGGCCACAACCUUUUCCAGCAGUGACUAUCUGUAACUACUCUCCGUUUCGCUAUGAUCAAUUCAUUGGAUCCUAUUUAAACUAUACGAAUACUUUCAAUCUGACGAAUACAACCAAUACCGAUAGGAUUGCAUUUACUCAACAGCAAGCGAGUUAUAUCUAUUCUUAUCUUCAGUAUAAACUGAAUCGAAAUGAGUCCGUAAAUCAAAUUUUCUUCUCACUAAGUUCAAUGUUAAUCAAAUGUAUUUACAAUGGUAAGAAUUGUUCGAGCGAUGAUUUUGUUACAUUUCAAUCCCCUACCUAUGGCCGUUGUUAUACAUUCAAUGCUCAAACAUCUGCCAUUAACAAUGGCUCGAUACAUUAUAACAAUGAAAAUGGACAAAGUGGCAAACUCCAUUUGGAUUUGUAUAUACACAGUCACCAAUAUGUUCCAUUCAUUUCCGAUGCAACUAGCAUCGUAGCAAUGGUUCAUGAUAAUACACAGUUACCACUCAUUGAUAGACUUGGUGUUGAAUUAGUCGCAGGACGAAAACAUAAAAUAGCAUACAGCACAACAACAAAUACAUUUUUGCCAUCGCCAUACACUACCUGUACUGAGAAAAAUAAUCUUGGUAUGCAAGCCAUGUUCGAUCAAUUCUCAGGUGCAAAUUAUUCUUAUGGUCAACAGAUAUGUUUUCAAGUUGCAAAUCAAAUAUACACAUAUGAACAAUGUGGUUGCGUUAGUCCUCUUCAAUGGCCGACGCGUUAUAUUGUUCCUCUUGGCACUAGCAAUGUUAUCUUCGCGAAUUUAUGUAAUGUGUCUGAUCCGUGUUAUUCUGCAGCAGCUACUCGGUUUCGAAACUCAAGUUCUGUUACAGGAGAGUAUGCGAAGGAUUGUGAAUCGGAAUGUUUUACAAAUGAUUUUCCCAUACAAAUAUCAUCCAGUUCUGCACCACAGCAGUGGUACGUGAAUGAUAUCAAGCAAUUCGUUGAAAUAUCGUCGAUUCCUUUACCUGCUAAUUGGUCAACAACUUGGUUAACAGAGAUCCGAUCGAAUUAUGUCGGUCUUGACGUUGUAUGCGGAUCAACUCAGGUCGAAAGUUACACACAACAAGCAACAUUGGGUGCUGUUGAUGUUAUCUCAAAUAUUGGUGGUCAAACAGGUCUUUGGAUUGGAAUUAGUUUUCUUUCAUUGAUGGAAUUUGCCGAAAUGCUCUAUCGGCUUCUUCGAUAUCAAUUUCUGAACGUUUUAGAGAAAGUAUGCAGAAAGAAUGUGAAAAAUUAG